UGGUCCGCGGACCCAGGUUGAGCACCACCUAUCCGGAAGUGGGUGUCACCGUCACAGCAUCGACAUCUACUGCCUGCUGGGAUGAAGCUACCGCAGAGGUUUCUCCACAUCUGAUCAUCUGAAACAUCUGAGUCGAGCGAGAGGUUUUUGACAGCAAGAUCGCAGGAGGAAGAGGAGGCGCCGCCAUCAUGAUGGAGGAGAUUGACAGGUUCCAAGUGCCGAGUCCGGAGCCGGAGGGAGAGAUGCAGCCGCUGGUCAGUGUCGCUCCUGCCUCGGAUCCAGCCUCGUCCACGGCCUCCGAGGCCGACUCAGACACCAGGGAGGUUGAACCUGUCACCAUCAACUACAAACCCUCUCCGCUGCAGAUGAAAAUAGAGAAACAGAGGGAGCUGGCACGGAAGGGCUCGUUGAAGAACAGCACCACUGUGGGUAGUCCGGUCAACCAGCAGCCCAAGAAGAACAAUGUCAUGGCCAGAACACGGUUGGUGGUUCCCAACAAAGGCUACUCCUCUUUAGACCAGAGUCCCGAUGAGAAGCCCCUGGUGGCGCUAGACACAGACAGCGAUGAUGACUUCGACAUGUCGAGAUACUCGUCGUCUGGAUAUUCCUCCGCCGAGCAAAUCAACCAGGACCUGAACAUCCAGCUGCUGAAGGACGGCUACCGCUUAGACGAGAUCCCGGACGACGAAGACCUUGACCUGAUCCCGCCCAAAUCGGUCAACCCGACCUGCAUGUGCUGCCAGGCCACGCCCCCUUCCACUACCUGUCAGAUCCAGUAACCCGCUCCCUCGCUAUGCCUUGUCAACACAACAUACUGUAACACCGCCUUCCAUCUGCUGAGUGUCCUUCACUGCUCAGUCGAUAGAACAACGAUACGAAGACAAAUAAUCACAUUAACGUCGAGAGUUUUGUCGAAGACUAGUGGACGGGAAGUUGAGGUGUGAGCUGAAGUGGUUUCCUCCUAUGGUAGGACGUGCUGGUACUGUGGAGAUGUCAAGCUGAAACUCGAAUGAUCCAGAACCCUGCUGCUUACCUGAUAUUUAGGUUGCUUUUUCCCGGUUAGUUUUACUUUUCAAGAUGAAGAGAAAAGGGUUGCGGUUGUCAUGUAGCGCUCAAGCACAUUUCCCCCUGAGAGUGAGUGAAGGCCAACCGUUACAGAGUAAAAAGCUAUUUUUAAUACGCGACGGGGCGACCGCUCGCCGCUACUGUGACGCAGGUUUUAUUUAUUUGCACAUUUUACACGGUGACCUAGAGGUGUUGAAGGGGCAGAUUGCAUAUCGCUACACUCUCACUGCAACACAUGACUGCCAUGUCGUCAAGGCCAAAGGAACACUUGACUCCGUCAUAUAGUUUCUAAAUAUAGAACCUGUCCAUUCAGCAGAAGCUGCUCCCUUGUCUCUGGACGCUCCGGAUUCACUCACAUUGCUCCUGCAUGCACACGGCGAUCGCCACCAUCUGUUGAGUUGUAGGGCGGAAACUGUUUGGUGAAUAAAUGUUGAAUGGGAAUCCUCUUCCUGGUACCAUCCUACAAUCAGUUGCUGUUAGAGAUGCCUUAAGUACUGAGACGUGGACCGGACUGUGUUCUCGCCAAUUGGACUGAUCGUUUGCUGUUUUCUUUUUAGAUCCUGGUGACUGGUUUCUUUUUUUUUAAUAAUUUUAUUGUAUUCUACGCACCUCCAUUAUGGUAUAUAACAGUGUUAUUAAUAGGUGUGGUGUAUGAAAACAAUAAAUACCUG
Messenger RNA from Synchiropus splendidus (mandarinfish), 1736 nucleotides. It is a transcript of the gene fam219ab, whose product is annotated as family with sequence similarity 219 member Ab. The coding region runs from base 189 to 779 and encodes 196 amino acids. The record is from RefSeq and is a predicted model, not a curated record. The transcript has 6 exons. NCBI's taxonomy places the organism in Eukaryota, Metazoa, Chordata, Actinopteri, Syngnathiformes, Callionymidae.